AUGAGAGCGGCAGCGCGGACGAAGCCGCCGGGGCCGCCACGGCGGCGGCCACCGGCGGCGCAGCCUGUCGCAGAGUCGAAGCCGGCGAAGGCCCGUCCACCGGUAACCUUGCUACUGAAGAGUCUCAGGUCGUUCAAGUUCCGCCUGGCCGGCGGCCCGCCGCUCGCGCCCACACCGAAGGCCUUCAAGUCCUACGCGGAGACCUGCGCGUCCAUCCUCCGGCUCUGCUCCGCCGACGCGGCCUCCUCUUCCAGCAACCCUUCCACCUUCUCGCCAUCCACCCUGCCGCUUGUCGUCCUCUCCGUCCACGCGCACGCGCUCGUCUCCGGCCUCGCCGCGGACGGCUCGGUCGCGUCCCACCUCCUCACUGCCUACGCGGCCUUCGCGCGCGCCGCGGACCGCGACCGGGCCUUCCUGGACUGCGUCUCCUCUGGUGCCGCGUCUUCGUUCUCCUACGAUUUCAUGGUGCGGGAGUACGUUAAGGCCGGGGACAUUGCCUCCGCUCGCCGGUUGUUCGACGGAAUGCCCGAGAGGAGCGUCGUGUCGUACACCACCAUGGUCGACGCGCUCAUGAAGCGCGGGGCUGUGAGGGAUGCGGUUGAGCUGUAUCGUCAGUGCCCGCUCUGCUCGGUUCCCUUCUUCACCGCAAUGAUUGCGGGGUUUGUCCUCAAUGAGCAAUACAAGGAUGCUCUCGGCGUGUUCCAUGAAAUGCUCAGUUGCGGCGUGAAUCCAAAUGAGAUCACUUUGGUCUCCGUGAUCAAGGCAUGCAUCGGUGCAGGUGAGUUCGACCUGGCCAUGUCGAUCGUGGGGUUGGCAAUGAAAUCAAACUUAUUUGAGAAAAAUCUUGGGCUGCGCAACUCCUUGAUCACUCUAUACCUAAGGAAGGGAGAGCCAGGUGCUGCACGUAGGAUGUUCGAUGAGAUGGAGAUGAGAGACGUGGUUUCAUGGACUGCUUUGCUUGAUGUGUAUGCUGAAUUGGGUGACCUCGAGGGAGCUCGGCAGGUCCUUGAUACAAUGCCUGAGAGGAAUGAGGUAUCGUGGGGUACUUUGAUUGCUAGGCAUGAACAGAAAGGCAAUGCGAAAGAAGCAGUAAGUCUGUACAUUCAAAUGCUGGCUGAUGGUUGUAGGCCAAACAUUUCAUGCUUCUCCAGUGUGCUCGGUGCUUGUGCUAGCCUCCAGGACUUAAGUAGCGGAGCAAGCAUCCAUGCCCAGACUUUAAAGAUGGCCUUUAGCAGUAAUGUAUUUGUAUCCAGCGCUCUGAUUGUCAUGUACUGCAAAUGCAAACAGUUGCCAGAUGCGCAGAGGAUUUUUAACUCCCUUCCACGAAAGAACACAGUAUGUUGGAACUCUCUCAUUUCAGGUUAUAGCUACAAUGCUAAAAUGGUGGAAGCUGAGAAGCUCUUCACGAAACUACCUGCAAGGAAUGCUGCUUCAUGGAAUUCAAUCAUCUCAGGUUAUGCACAAAAUAGACAGUUUGUUGAUGCGCUAAAAUCUUUUCAUGCAAUGUUGGCUUCAGGGCAUACUCCAGGGGAAAUUACCUUCUCAAGUGUUCUUCUUGCUUGUGCAAACCUGUGUUCUUUAGAGAAUGGCAAGAUGGCUCAUGCUAAGAUCAUUAAACUUGGAGUUGAGGAAAGUGUCUUUGUAGGGACUGCGCUGAGCGAUAUGUAUGCUAAGUCAGGGGAUUUAGAUAGCUCUAAGAGGGUAUUUUAUGAAAUGCCCAAAAGAAAUGACGUUGCUUGGACUGCCAUGAUUCAAGGACUUGCUGAAAAUGGUUUUGCAGAGGAAUUUAUUCUGUUAUUUGAGGAUAUGAUUUCAGCAGGAAUAACACCAAAUGAGCAUACAUUUUUAGCUAUUUUAUUUGCCUGCUCCCACCGUGGUUUGCUGGAGCAUGCCAUGCAUUAUUUCAAAAUGAUGCAGGCAUGUGGUAUAUCACCUAAAGCAAAACACUACACAUGUAUGGUUGAUGUCCUUGCUCGAGCUGGUCGUUUGGCAGAAGCAGAAGAUCUUCUCCUGAGUCUUGAAAGCAAGUCAGAAGCAAAUUCAUGGGCUGCUCUCCUGAGUGCUUGCAACAUUUACAGGAAUAAGGAAAUAGGUGAGAGGGCUGCAAAGAGGCUCCAAGAGUUGGACAAGGAUAAUACAGCAGGUUAUGUGUUACUCUCAAAUAUGUAUGCAUCUUGUGGGAAAUGGAAAGAUGCUGCUGAGAUGAGGAUACUAAUGAAAGGGAUCAAUCUUAAAAAAGAUGGUGGGUGUAGCUGGGUUCAAACAAGAGGUCAAUAUCAAGCCUUCUUUUCUUGGGAGACAAAGCAUCCGUUGUUACUGGAUGUUUAUGAGAUGUUGGAUUUGCUAACAUGGGAACUGACUGCUUGAUUUUUUUUAUGGUAUUUAGUAGUAAGGCCUUUGACCACAUCUUACUUCUCUAAUUCUUAAAGAUAAUGAUAGCAGGACGGAGUUGUUUCUGGAGAAUGACCGGAAGGAAAUUGCCUUUUAACAUCAAAAAAUGAUUCCUGCCUUUAUGCUAAGCUUCAAAAAUAUUUAGGGCUGUUUGCUUCCAAAUAUCUACCUGGAAAUUUUAGCAGAUGAUGCUAAGAGUGACGUGCUGGAUUAUUGCAAAAGAAGGCAAGCCAAUAUUGUUGGUUCAUUGACUUUGAGCAUCAUGGCUAAUGAGCUACAUGAUAGCAAUCUGGAAUAGUGUGUUUGUAUCUUUUUGCUGAAGCUCGUGUGUUUUGACAAUAACCAACUUGAGAGUUGAGAUGAACAACUUGAGAAAAUUCAACUGUGCAUUCACUGCAUUGUGACUAUCCCAGCUUGUUUACUGCACCUUUUAUCUGCUCCUUCGGUAUGGAAUUCAUAUGAAGAUCACUGAGGUGAUGAUGUAGAAGAUGCAAAUAUACUGACUUCAUGCGAUAACCCUAAGCAUGUUGUGCACUGAGCUAACUUUAGACUUAGAGAUAAAUUGCCGUUGAGUAGGAAUUCUCUGGGUUCACUGUUGAAGUGAGUAAAGAAUGUCUAAGCUUUCAGCAUUCCAGUUUGAUCUUCAGCGAGUCAGUACAGCCAGCUGGAUCUUAGAAGGUACUAUGAAAAAUCUCGAAGUGCAUGCCGUUGCUGCUACAUGUAUAUGCACAUGUUCUAAGGAUCGAAGGGGGAAGUGACUCUUUAUCGGUUGAGGAUGCAUCCUUGGGGAAGGUGCAGAUCCAUCGGUUUCUGAGCUGUACAUUUCAUUAUCAAAGCCUAGGUAGAUGACCAGUACUAUAUGUACACAUGACAUGUGUAUUGCGCCCCGAAGCGUUUCCACACCCAAACCAACCUGCAGCCGAUGGAACCACAGGAUCGAAUUGGCUGGCCGGUGGCUAGUGAUGGCUCGCUCUGCAGCUCGUCGUCGGCGCGCGGCUUGACUCUCCUGCCCCUCCUGUCGGCCGGCCCGCCCACCCGAUCAGUCAGUGCCUCAGGUGCACGCCCAGAGCCUGACACCGCAGCGGCUCGGCUGGGCGGUUCACAUCGGCGUGAGCGAGCACGCAUAUUCCUCUUUCCCCACCCGCAAUCCGCGUCGUCGGCGGCCGAAGGCGAGCCGAGCCAGCACGACGGGACCGCGUCGCCCUCACAUCGAGCGAGGCGGGGUCAGCUCAGCUCAGCACGUCAGGUGCGUCUUCUAGCUCCUUCCUUCUCCCCCACUCGUCUCACUCCUCAGCUGCUUUAGCUUGACGCUUAUAGCGCACCAGUCCCCCCAGCUUUACCAAUCUUUUUCCCCGCGGCAAUUAAUCCAUGUGCCCUCCGUUGCUGCUGUGCUGCUGGGGCUUUGGUCUAAAUUAAUUAAGCCAGCCGCGGGGGCGCGGGGAGCGACGGCGAUGGAGCCGCUGGAGGUGGCCAUCACCAUCAUCUUCGACGCGCUGCUGCUCGUGUUCAUGGUGAAGCUCUUCUUCGCCAUGUUCCAGAUGAAGCUCGUGGUCAUCCUCUUCUACCUCGUCAUCCUCCUCUUCGCCAUGGCCUUCUCCGGCCGGGCGCCCAGUAGCUUCUAGCUUUGAAAAGAUUGGAGGUGCAAAUCUUUUCUUCUCCUUUUCUUUUUCACCUAUGCGAGUUGAUCGGUGGAUCUGUGAAGCCAAUUUCACUCCUUUGGUAGAAGCGAUCGUCUCGGUUCUUUGUGCAAGAGAGGAGAAUCAUCAAAUAUGAGCCCAAGGCGCAAAUUGUGUAAACUUGAUCAAAGAAAAGCUAUGACCCUCUCUGAUGUGAAUUUACUAAA
This is a messenger RNA of Oryza brachyantha (malo sina), 4234 nucleotides long. Its product is annotated as pentatricopeptide repeat-containing protein At2g13600-like. Gene Ontology annotation, biological process: RNA modification. NCBI's taxonomy places the organism in Eukaryota, Viridiplantae, Streptophyta, Magnoliopsida, Poales, Poaceae. Gene Ontology annotation, molecular function: protein binding; RNA binding. The coding region runs from base 1 to 2367 and encodes 788 amino acids. The record is from RefSeq and is a predicted model, not a curated record. The transcript is spliced from 3 exons.